AUGGACAUGGACGUGGACGUGGACGUUGACGUGGACGUGGACAUGGACGUGGACGUGGACGUGGACGUGGACGUGGACAUGGACGUGGACAUGGACGUGGACGUGGACGUGGACGUGGACGUGGACAUGGACGUGGACGUGGACGUGGACAUGGACGUGGACGUGGACAUGGACGUGGACGUGGACAUGGACGUGGACAUGGACGUGGACGUGGACGUGGACGUGGACGUGGACCUGGACGUGGACGUGGACAUGGACGUGGACAUGGACAUGGACGUGGACGUGGACGUGGACGUGGACAUGGACGUGGACGUGGACGUGGACGUGGGGGGUGGACGUGGACGUGGACGUGGACGUGGACGUGGACGUGGACGUGGACGUGGACAUGGACAUGGACGUGGACGUGGACGUGGACGUGGACAUGGACGUGGACGUGGACGUGGACGUGGACAUGGACGUGGACGUGGACACGUGGACGUGGACAUGGACGUGGACAUGGACGUGGACAUGGACGUGGACGUGGACGUGGACGUGGACGUGGACGUGGACAUGGACGUGGACAUGGACGUGGACGUGGACGUGGACGUGGACGUGGACGUGGACGUGGACAUGGACAUGGACGUGGACGUGGACGUGGACGUGGACAUGGACAUGGACGUGGACGUGGACGUGGACGUGGACGUGGACGUGGACGUGGACAUGGACGUGGACAUGGACGUGGACGUGGACGUGGACAUGGACGUGGACAUGGACGUGGACGUGGACGUGGACAUGGGUGUGGGUGGGUGGUGGACGUGGACGGGGACGUGGACGUGGACGUGGACGUGGACGUGGACAUGGACGUGGGGACGUGGAAUGGACGUGGACGUGGACGUGGACGUGGACAUGGACGUGGACGUGGACGUGGACGUGGACGUGGACGUGGACAUGGACGUGGACAUGGACGUGGACGUGGACGUGGACGUGGACGUGGACGUGGACGUGGACGUGGACGUGGACGUGGACGUGGACGUGGACGUGGACGUGGACAUGGACGUGGACGUGGACGUGGACGUGGACGUGGACGUGGACGUGGACGUGGACAUGGACGUGGACGUGGACGUGGACGUGGACGUGGACGUGGACGUGGACAUGGACGUGGACAUGGACGUGGACGUGGACGUGGACAUGGACGUGGACGUGGACGUGGACGUGGACGUGGACGUGGACUGGACGUGGACGUGGACAUGGACGUGGACGUGGACGUGGACGUGGACGUGGACGUGGGACGUGGACGUGGACGUGGACAUGGACAUGGACGUGGACGUGGACGUGGACGUGGACGUGGACGUGGACCUGGACGUUGACAUGGACGUGGACGUGGACGUGGACAUGGACGUGGACGUGGACGUGACGUGGACGUGGACAUGGACGUGGACGUGGACGUGGACGUGGACGUGGACGUGGACGUGGACGUGGACAUGGACGUGGACAUGGACAUGGACGUGGACGUGGACGUGGACGUGGACAUGGACGUGGACGUGGACGUGGACAUGGACGGGACGUGGACAUGGACGUGGAUGUGGACAUGGACGUGGACAUGGACGUGGACGUGGACGUGGACGUGGACGUGGACCUGGACGUGGACGUGGACAUGGACGUGGACAUGGACAUGGACGUGGACGUGGACGUGGACGUGGACAUGGACGUGGACGUGGACGUGGACGUGGACGUGGACGUGGGGACGUGGACGUGGACGUGGACAUGGACAUGGACGUGGACGUGGACGUGGACGUGGACAUGGACGUGGACGUGGACGUGGACAUGGACAUGGACGUGGACGUGGACGUUGACGUGGACGUGGACAUGGACGUGGACGUGGACGUGGACGUGGACGUGGACGUGGACGUGGACGUGGACGUGGACAUGGACGUGGACGUGGACGUGGACGGGGACAUGGACGUGGACGUGGACGUGGACAUGGACAUGGACGUGGACGUGGACGUGGACGUGGACGUGGACGUGGACAUGGACGUGGACAUGGACGUGGACAUGGACGUGGACGUGGACUGGACAUGGACGUGGACGUGGACGUGGACGUGGACGUGGACGUGGAUGUGGACGUGGACUUGGACGUGGACGUGGACGUGGACGUGGACGUGGACCUGGACUUGGACGUGGACGUGGACGUGGACGUGGACAUGGACGUGGUUGGGACAUGGACGUGGACAUGGACGGGGGUGGACGUGGGUGGACGUGGACGUGGACGUGGACGUGGACGUGGACAUGGACGUGGACGUGGACGUGGACGUGGACGUGGACGUGGACGUGGACGUGGACGUGGACGUGGACAUGGACAUGGACGUGGACGUGGACGUGGACGUGGACGUGGACGUGGACAUGGACGUGGACGUGGACGUGGACGUGGACGUGGACGUGGACAUGGACGUGAACGUGGACGUGGACUGGACGUGGACGUGGACGUGGACUGGACGUGGACUGGACGUGGACGUGGACGUGGACGUGGACGUGGACGUGGACGUGGACGUGGACGUGGACGUGGACGUGGACGUGGACAUGGACGUGGACGUGGACGUGGACGUGGACCUGGACGUGGACGUGGACGUGGACGUGGACGUGGACUUGGACGUGGAACUGGACGUGGACGUGGACGUGGACGUGGACGUGGACGUGGACGUGGACUUGGACGUGGACGUGGACGUGGACGUGGACGUGGACCUGGACGUGGACGUGGACGUGGACGUGGACGUGGACAUGGACGUGGACGUGGACGUGGACGUGGACGUGGACGUGGACGUGGACUUGGACGUGGACGUGGACGUGGACAUGGACGUGGACGUGGACGUGGACGUGGACGUGGACGUGGACGUGGACGUGGACGUGGACAUGGACGUGGACGUGGACGUGGACGUGGACGUGGACGUGGACGUGGACGUGGACGUGGACGUGGACGUGGACGUGGACGUGGACGUGGACGUGGACGUGGACGUGGACGUGGACGUGGACGUGGACGUGGACGUGGACGUGGACGUGGACGUGGACAUGGACGUGGGUGGAUGGACGUGGACGUGGGGGUGGGGGGGGGGGGGGGGGUGGGACGUGGACGUGGACUGGACGUGGACGUGGACAUGGACGUGGACGUGGACGUGUGGACGUGGACGUGGACAUGGACAUGGACGUGGACGUGGACGUAGACGUGGACAUGGACGUGGACAUGGACGUGGACGUGGACGUGGACUUGGACGUGGACGUGGACGUGGACGUGGACGUGGACGUGGACGUGGACGUGGACGUGGACGUGGACAUGGACGUGGACGUGGACGUGGACAUGGACGUGGACGUGGACGUGGACAUGGACGUGGACGUGGACGUGGACAUGGACGUGGACAUGGACGUGGACGUGGACGUGGACGUGGACGUGGACGUGGACGUGGACGUGGACGUGGACGUGAACGUGGACAUGGACAUGGACGUGGACGUGGACGUGGACGUGGACGUGGACAUGGACGUGGACAUGGACGUGGACGUGGACGUGGACAUGGACGUGGACAUGGACGUGGACGUGGACGUGGACAUGGACGUGGUUGUGGACGUGGACGUGGAUGGACGUGGACGUGGACGUGGACACGUGGACAUGGACGUGGACGUGGACGUGGACGUGGACGUGGACGUGGACGUGGACGUGGACAUGGACGUGGACGUGGACGUGGACGUGGACGUGGACGUGGACGUGGACGUGGACGUGGACGUGGACGUGGACGUGGACAUGGACGUGGACGUGGACGUGGACGUGGACGUGGACGUGGACAUGGACGUGGACAUGGACGUGGACGUGGACGUGGACAUGGACGUGGACGUGGACGUGGACGUGGACGUGGACGUGGACGUGACGUGGACAUGGACGUGGACGUGGACGUGGACGUGGACGUGGACGUGGACGUGGACGUGGACGUGGACAUGGACGUGGACGUGGACGUGGACGUGGACGUGGACGUGGACGUGGACAUGGACGUGGACAUGGACGUGGACGUGGACGUGGACAUGGACGUGGACGUGGACGUGGACGUGGACGUGGACGUGGGACAUGGACGUGGACAUGGACGUGGACGUGGACGUGGACGUGGACGUGGACGUGGACGUGGACGUGGACGUGGACGUGACGUGGACGUGGACAUGGACGUGGACGUGGACGUGGACAUGGACGUGGACGUGGACGUGGACAUGGACGUGAACGUGGACGUGGACAUGGACGUGGACGUGGACGUGGACGUGGACAUGGACAUGGACAUGGACGUGGACGUGGACGUGGACGUGGACUUGGACGUGGACGUGGACGUGGACCUGGACGUGGACAUGGACAUGGACAUGGACGUGGACAUGGACGUGGACGUGGACGUGGACGUGGACGUGGACGUGGACGUGGACGUGGACGUGGACGUUGGACGUGGACGUAAACAUGGACGUGGACGUGGACGUGGACAUGGACUGGACAUGGACGUGGACAUGGACGUGGACGUGGACGUGGACAUGGACGUGGACGUGGACGUGGACAUGGACAUGGACGUGGACGUGGACGUGGACGUGGACGUGGACCUGGACGUUGACAUGGACGUGGACGUGGACGUGGACAUGGACAUGGACGUGGACGUGGACGUUGACGUGGACGUGGACUGGACGUGGACGUGGACGUGGACGGACGUGGACAUGGACGUGGACGUGGACGUGGACUGGACGUGGACGUGGACGUGGACGUGGACAUGGACAUGGACGUGGACAUGGACGUGGACGUGGACAUGGACGUGGACGUGGACGUGGACGUGGACGUGGACUGGACGUGGACCUGGACGUGGACGUGGACGUGGACAUGGACGUGGACGUGGACGUGGACGUGGACGGGACGUGGACGUGGACGUGGACGUGGACGUGGACGUGGACGUGGACGUGGACGUGGACGUGGACGUGGACGUGGACGUGGACGUGGACGUGGACGUGGACAUGGACGUGGACGUGGACGUGGACGUGGACAUAGACGUGGACGUGGACGUGGACGUGGACGUGGACGUGGACAUGGACGUGGACGUGGACGUGGACGUGGACGUGGACAUGGACAUGGACGUGGACGUGGACGUGGACGUGGACAUGGACGUGGACAUGGACGUGGACGUGGACGUGGACUGGACCUGGACGUGGACGGGGGACGUGGACGUGGACGUGGACGUGGACGUGGACAUGGACGUGGACGUGGACGUGGACAAGGACGUGGACGUGGACGUGGACAUGGACGUGGACGUGGACGUGGACAUGGACGUGGACGUGGACGUGGACAUGGACGUGGACAUGGACGUGGACGUGGACGUGGACGUGGACGUGGACGUGGACAUGGACGUGGACGUGGACGUGGACGUGGACAUGGACAUGGACGUGGACGUGGACGUGGACGUGGACGUGGACAUGGAAGUGGACGUGGACAUGGACGUGGACGUGGACGUGGACAUGGACGUGGACAUGGACGUGGACGUGGACGUGGACAUGGACGUGGUUGUGGACGUGGACGUGGACAUGGACGUGGACGUGGACGUGGACGUGGACUGGACGUGGACAUGGACAUGGACGUGGACGUGGACGUGGACGUGGACGUGGACAUGGACGUGGACGUGGACGUGGACGUGGACGUGGACAUGGACGUGA
This is a messenger RNA of Closterium sp. NIES-65, 5688 nucleotides long. Lineage: Eukaryota; Viridiplantae; Streptophyta; Zygnematophyceae; Desmidiales; Closteriaceae. The record is from the annotation of a GenBank genome assembly.